AUGAAUCCUGAUGCUGUAAAAAAAAUUACUUUUAUUUACAAAAAAAAUCAGUAUGAAUUAAAUAUCGGUCUAUCGGCUCCAAUUGAAGUACUUGUUAACGUAGUUAAAGACCACUUCAAUAUACCACCCCAAGUUAAUAUAUGUUUUAUAAAUGCAAGCACAAAUGCUACACUUAUCCCAGGAAAAGUUGUUCACUUUUGGCAUGAUGCAUCAAACCAAGUGCCUAUAUAUAAAAUUAUACUUGUGAACCAUGAUGAAAAUGAUGUACAAGCAGAGGGACGAUGUGAAUCCUUCAUGAAAUAUUAUAUUUUACCAUUUUUAGGGAAAGAAACUAUUUCUGACACAAAAAAAUCCAAUUAA
Molecule: messenger RNA, 360 nt
Organism: Rotaria socialis
Lineage: Eukaryota; Metazoa; Rotifera; Eurotatoria; Philodinida; Philodinidae
Source: the annotation of a GenBank genome assembly